Molecule: messenger RNA, 2080 nt
Organism: Mus musculus (house mouse)
Lineage: Eukaryota; Metazoa; Chordata; Mammalia; Rodentia; Muridae
Gene: Cfap410
Product: cilia and flagella associated protein 410
Exons: 8
Coding region: 488-1189 (233 amino acids)
Cellular component (GO): cilium; cytoplasm; mitochondrion
Source: RefSeq, a predicted model, not a curated record
GGCCCCGCCCCUGGAGACGCGCCGCUGCGCAGGCCUCUCCCGCUAGCCGAGUGUACAGCGGAGGGCGGCCGGGCCCGCGGCCCUGUGGCCACCAUGAAGCUGACACGAAAGAUGGUCCUGUCCCGAGCCAAGGCUUCGGAGCUGCACAACGUGCGGAAGCUCAACUGCUGGGGCAGCCAGCUCACAGAUGUAAGCUCUGCCUUGAUUGUAUCUUCUUCCGGAUGCCCCUUCCCCCAGAAGAAUAGCUAAAGUUACAGAACUGUGAUCUUCAGCUCAGUGCCGUGUCACUUGCUAGACCUGCACAGAGGAAAACAGAGUCAAAGCUCUGCCUUGAGAGGAGUCCCUGGUGGUGAUUUCCCUCAAGGACAUCAACAGGGGCACUCUGCAUGGCCUUCCUCAGCUUCAGGAGGCGACACCCCAACCCCACCCGAAAUGACAGGCAGCUGGGACUGUGGAGCCCACAGCCCAGAUUUCCAUAUGCCGGGAGAUGCCCAGCCUAGAGGUAAUCACACUCAGUGUCAACAGUGUCUCCACCCUGGAACCGGUGCGCAGCUGCAGGCGCCUGAGCGAGCUGUACCUGAGGAGGAACCGCAUCCCCAGUCUGAACGAGCUGUUCUACCUGAAAGACCUGCCACACCUCAGGGUGCUCUGGCUGGCCGAGAACCCGUGCUGUGGCACCAGCCCGCACCUUUACCGCAUGACCGUGCUGCGCAACCUGCCCCACCUGCAGAAGCUAGACAACCAAGCUGUGACCGAGGAAGAGCUGACCCGCGCGCUGAUGGAGGGAGAUGAGAUCACUGCCGCCCCGCACAGAGAAGGUGCAGGCAAUGGCUGUCCCAAGCCCCCCUACGCCCUCAACUCUGUCAGCUCUGCAACUGAGACCAGCCAGCACCUGCUGAGCUACACAGAGGAGACAGAAGUCCAGGGCCAGACUACCACAGACCAGUCUCCUUCCUUCUCACCAAGGGACACGAUGAGGAGUCACAAGAAUAGGGUCCUCAAUUGCCAGAAAGCACUUGUCUCCCCACACCUACCGGGCACCCUCCUCCCUGCUGCUACAAACAUCCUGACUGCCAUAUUGCUACUGCUGCGGGAGCUGGAUACGGAGGGGCUGGAGACUGUCCAGCAGACCGUGGGCAGCCGGCUACAGGCGCUGCACAGGCCGGAGCCCCAGGAAGACAUGGAGUGAUUUCAGACGCCCCAGUAUCUGGACCCUUUUAUAUCCUGAGGAAACACAGCCCUACCUGGAAAGCCUUCAAAGCAGGCCCAGUGGCUGCCAGCAAAGCAGACCCCUCUCCUGUGCUGAGGGCUGGCAGAAAUGCUGCCCACCAGCAUGGUCCCUGGGACUUACCUGCUGAGGCCCAAAGCUCUGGGCACUGUCUGACCCUUCCUCAAGGGAGGCCUGAAGGAGCCAUACCCUCCAAUAAAGCACUUUCUGUUUGAGCUGGAAGGUCUGGGACAGGAAGCAUCUCGGGGCCUUGACGUUGAGGUUCAUGUUGUUUCUCAGCCGCUAGGGGGAGCCCUAGUAUCACUGUAUCAAGCCUACCCUUGGAGAUGCCUAGAAUAUCUUUACGGGGCACUGUGUCCCAGCUGUCCUUAGACAUAGCCUGGGAGAAUGGAAUUUUUUGUUUUUUCAGGACAAGGCUGGUCAGGACACUGUCCUUUUUCUUUCUUCUUCAGGAGAGGGAUGUCACCUGAGUGACUGUUGCUCGUCAUUCUGAGGCGCCAGAUGCCAUUGGUAAAGUUGUCUUCGUUAGAGCCAUUAAUUGGGGGAGGCCCUGUAGCUUACCUAGGCAGGGCCACCUUGGUGCCUUGGGGUGACCUUACACCUGCCAUAAGAGAACGAGCCAGGAAAGGCCCCAAGAUUAGCAUAUGUAAAGCAACCUAAGCAAAAAAAGUCUAGAAGGGCCCUUAGAGGGACAGGUAGAACAUGCCAAAGAAGCCUGCUGGCUCUGUAGAUGACCUGUAAGGGUCUUAAUGCUGAAGGUUCAGGGCAGCUGGGCCCUUGGCUUUGCUCCACCGCUGGCCCACUUCGAAACCUGGGAGUGCUUUCUCUCUUAAUAAACUGUUUUUACCAGUG